AUGUCUUCGUACGGGGUUUUCUUCGCGCUAUUUGGAGCAAUACUUAUCUCUGGUGCUCAUGGAGCCAAUAUACUGGGCGUAUUUAGUUGCCCCGCACCAUCACAUUUGAUUAUCGAAAUGUCAAUGGCGAAAGUCUUAGCCGAGAAUGGACACAACGUGACAGUGGUUACAACUCUCCAGCCUGUUGUGACCCAUAAAAACAUUAAGGUCAUUCUAGUGCCUAUGACGAAGGAGCAACAAGAAGGGGUGAAUAAGAUGAUGGCCAGCGUUAUACAGACAGAUAAUAGCGAUACAGGCACAGCUUUUUUGCGUAUGCGUAGCCAAUUAAAGAUCAUGUUUGAUAAGAAUCGUGAAGUCAUGGAGGAUCAACGCGUCAAAGAUCUCUACGAGAACAAAGACAACAAGUUCGAUUUGGUAAUGCUUGGAUACUUCUUGAAUAACUUUCAAUUGGCUAUUGCUCAAAAACUGAAAGUUCCCGUUGUGAUUGCAUCAUCCACAUUUCAAUGGGGAGUGUUCGACAGCAUGACUGCAAAUCCAGCUGACAUCGCUUAUGUUCCGGCGAUGGGCGUCAAUUUCAAUAAGGGACCAAUAGAUUUAAAACAACGUUUUUCCAACUUUAUUUCAACGCUUUUUGAGAAGCUUUUUGUCUACCUAAUUGAAAAAGAUAAUGCCGAAGUUUACUAUGACCUCUAUGGUAACGAUCCUGAUAUGCCAACUUAUGAUGAAUUGAAUAGGAAUGUGUCAUUAGUUCUCUUCAAUUCACAUGGCAUCAGCGAAGGUCCCAUUAGACCCAAUGUGCCAGGAGUAAUCGAAGUUGGAGGCAUUCAAAUUAAAGAUACACCAGAUCCCUUGCCCCAAGCGAUGUCUGAAUUCCUAAAUAAUGCAACUGACGGUGCUAUCCUGCUUAGCUUGGGAUCAAACAUUCAAGGAAAAUUUCUGAAUCCAGAAACUGUUCAGAAGAUGUUCAAAGUUUUGUCAAAAUUGAAACAGCGAGUUAUUUGGAAGUGGGAAGAUAUAGACAACACUCCUGGAAAAUCUGCGAAUAUUAUGUACUCCAAGUGGCUUCCUCAGGAUGAUAUUCUGGCGCAUCCAAAGAUCGUUCUCUUCAUAAACCAUGCUGGACGUGGCGGCAUUACAGAGUCACAGUAUCACGGAAAACCAAUGCUCUCACUUCCAGUCUUUGGAGAUCAACCUGGAAACGCAGAUAAGAUGGUAUCUGAUGGCUUUGGCCUCAGCAUGUCGCUGUUGGCUUUGGAGGAGAAGCCUUUCCGGGAUAAUGUUAUUGAACUUCUCGAAAAUCCGAAGUACACUCAGAAGGUUAAGGCCUUCUCUGAAUUAUUCAGAGAUCGACCAUUGACUGCUCGUCAGACUGUGCUCUACUGGACUGAGUAUGUGCUUCGCCAUCAUGGUGCUCCUCAUCUGCAAUCUCCCCUCUUGCGGCUGAACUUUGUGGAAGCACAUAAUAUUGAUCUCUACGCUGUGAUUAUAGUUGCUCUUGUAGUUAUCCUAUUUAUAAAUAAGAUAUUAUUGACAUUGCUUUAUAGAAAACUAAUAGGAAAUUCAAAGAAGAAGACAAAUGCUAAAAAGACAAAUUAAAAUAAAAUGAUCUAGCAUACCUUCAA
Molecule: messenger RNA, 1622 nt
Organism: Drosophila albomicans
Lineage: Eukaryota; Metazoa; Arthropoda; Insecta; Diptera; Drosophilidae
Product: UDP-glycosyltransferase UGT5-like
Exons: 2
Coding region: 1-1596 (531 amino acids)
Molecular function (GO): UDP-glycosyltransferase activity
Source: RefSeq, a predicted model, not a curated record